AGGACUUCAUGAAUAGGACCAUUACAUCGUUGUCAUCAGCAUGUCACUACACAUCGUAGUAGUAUACAUAUGUAUGUGUGUAUACAGUGCGCUCACAAGCUCCCAUAUCGAUCGAUGAACUGCAUCGAUUUUCAUUGAUCAGCAGGUGUACAGCUGUAACCACAACUCCCACAACUGUGGCCUCGUAGCGGCGUAGCAAAUUGGGAAGCGAAGAAUAUAGGAUAGUAAAAAUAUUGAUUAGUGUUGAACGCGAAGGCGCAAACUCGGAUCAAAUACUUGGAGGACUUCAUGAAUGACACCUUGCAUAUGGAAAGGACAAUUCUUCGACUGUAGAAUCCCUAUCAGCUGUGCCGUGAGUCAGGAAGCGACGAGGAUGCCUUGCAGGUUUUUCCCGUGCGCGUUCCUCGUUUCGCUCAGUUUCAUCUCUACAUUUGCUACCCAGGAUCCCCGCUACUUCAUAGAUAAUCCAGCUGGCUCCCCACCCGAAGACGUCCACUUGAAGCAACUGGCAAGGUUGUUCAACUUGGGUAAUCAAAAUGCCCUUUACAGCCUGUUACAGCAUCGUCUGGGAACCAUUAGGGACUCUGAUACGGUUCGCCGGUACCUGGCCACCCUUGCUAAGAGAUCGAACAUGGCACACUCCCUUUCAAAACAGAAAAGGCAUCUUACCAAUGACCAUCUUGCGCAGCGGGUCGGUCUAGUAGUUGAAGAUAACCUUGACUCUAACGAAGUCUUGCAGGAGCUUGUUACUGGUGUGCGGAGCAACCCUAGAGAAAUUUAUCAUCUGGAUCACAGUUCUCCAAGUCACGAAAUUAACCAUCCUGAUUACAACGCACCAAGCGCCGGGGCCGAUUUCCCGCAGCAUCUCCAGAAAUUUCAUCCUCGCCGCGAGAGCGUUCCCGAGCUCGGAAUGAAAGAAGCCCCGCUCUCAUACUUGACUCUCUCAAAUCCGAAACCAGGGUACCUACGUCACAACAACGAGCGCGCGAAAACGGUUCCGGACUUCACUUAUACCUUCCUAGACUUCGGGUCCCUGAGGCAGGGACCCUUCAUAAAACCAGAUGAUCCUCGCUACUAUGAGGAAACUCCGGUCUCCACUCUUUUUACAGACGCAUACAAAGCGAAUCCACUGAACAAAGUAGAGAUCGCUGAGCGGAUUCUCCGGACGAAGAACGAAGACCUCCCACAACUGGUGGGGUUCAAAGAAUUGCGAGACGUCCAAUCUCGCCAGCACUCUUCGCAAGAGACGGUGAAUCUCAACUUGGAAGACCGCGACAGCAGCGUUGAUGAUGACAACGCUAAUCAACUCAUCGAUCGAUCGGGCUCGGUUCAACGUCGCGCGGACAACCAUGGCCUUCUGGUACGGUGCCUUGAUCGAAAGAUUCGGAACGAGAUCUACUUCGUUGCCGUCGUCGCUGGGUGCAGUGCUGCAGCGAUGUUUGUCCUGGUACUCAUCAGUCUGACCUGGUGCAGAAUACAGCGUGGGGUCAAGGCGGCAGCUGAUGUCGAGUACCCAGCGUAUGGGGUGACAGGACCCAACAGAGACUCUUCGCCGUCGGGAGAUCGAAGACUUGCUCAAUCCGCGCAGAUGUACCACUAUCAGCAUCAAAAGCAACAGAUCAUAGCAAUGGAAAGUCGAACCGCAACGGGGCGUGAUCCUGGUUCCGUCUCCGAGGCAGAAAGUGACGAGGAGAAUGAGGAGGGUGAUUACACCGUGUACGAGUGCCCUGGGCUUGCUCCGACCGGCGAAAUGGAAGUUAAGAAUCCACUUUUUCACGACGAACCGACGCCCGCAACCCCGGCUGGAUCGAAAAACCUGGGCAACCGAAGGUCUGGAUCAACAUCGUCUGAGGAUCACGUGAUGUAGUACCUAUGGCAAUACCUGGCCAUAAUGUAUGGGCUUUGAUCGGAGAAUUUAAACCGAGCUUCCUCGGGUUACCUGGCGCUUUACUAUACUCCAUACCUUUACAUAGGUAUGGACUUAUCAUAUCCAAAGAUCUUUCAUCUUCGUACUAUUCAGUAUGGCAUACAAUUAGAAUCAAGGUUAUCGAACAAUAAUAUUUUUUCCGUGAAAAAUUAUCAUUAUGAUACAGGAUGCAGAACAUUAUUGAAUCUCCUAGUUCCAAUGAUCGUUCAUUGUAUCGUCGAUCACGAUCUUUACGUGAUCCAUAAAAUAAAAGCAGUUGCCCGUUCA
Molecule: messenger RNA, 2194 nt
Organism: Athalia rosae (coleseed sawfly)
Lineage: Eukaryota; Metazoa; Arthropoda; Insecta; Hymenoptera; Athaliidae
Exons: 8
Coding region: 293-1867 (524 amino acids)
Cellular component (GO): membrane
Source: RefSeq, a predicted model, not a curated record